Gambusia affinis (western mosquitofish) is the source of this 7827-nucleotide messenger RNA. RefSeq names its product sodium channel, voltage-gated, type IV, alpha, a (gene scn4aa). The transcript has 27 exons. NCBI's taxonomy places the organism in Eukaryota, Metazoa, Chordata, Actinopteri, Cyprinodontiformes, Poeciliidae. Gene Ontology annotation, molecular function: voltage-gated sodium channel activity; protein binding. Gene Ontology annotation, cellular component: axon; plasma membrane; voltage-gated sodium channel complex. Gene Ontology annotation, biological process: sodium ion transmembrane transport; neuronal action potential; membrane depolarization during action potential. The record is from RefSeq and is a predicted model, not a curated record. The coding region runs from base 340 to 6024 and encodes 1894 amino acids.
GCCACUCAGCAAGAUCUCGGCGUUCCUCCUUUGAUCAGAGUUUGCGGCAGUUCUGGGAAACAUGUUCCUGAGCGACCAGCUGUGUGGGAACGGGACGUUGUCAAAGGUCUGAUCUGACCCCACCUGGAGCAGCUCCUCCGGUUUCACUGCGGGAAUCCUGAGUGCGUCAGAACAGCUGGCCCGUAACCCGCCACGGCUGCCACAUGCGGGGGAAAUAACGUUCAAAGCGGCUUAAGGAGAUACUUUUAUGAUACACAGGGAUUGAGGAUUUGGUGGAAUAUUUGUGCAAGCUCAACCUAGGGAGUACCCGGUGUGGUUAUCUCCCUUCGCGAUGCAAAGAUGGCGAACCUGCUCCCUCCCCCAGGCAUUGCGGUCUUCCGCCCGUUCACCCAGGAAUCACUGGCGGAAAUCAAGAGGCUCGCGGAGGAAAGGAAGAAAUCAGCAGAAGCAGAAGGCCAUGACGGGGGAGAACCAGUGGUGCCACACCCUGAUCUGGAAGCUGGAAAGAGCUUACCCCUAAUAUAUGGAGACCCUCCUCCGGAGUUGCUCAACACGCCGCUGGAGGACCUGGACCCCUUCUACAAAGCCCAGAAUACAUUUGUCGUGAUCACCAAAGGGAACACGAUUUACAGGUUCAACGCUGAGCCGGCUUGUUACAUUCUCAGCCCCUUUAGUGUGAUCAGGAGAGGAUCCAUCAAAAUUCUCAUACAUUCAUUAUUUAGCAUGUUCAUCAUGAUUACCAUUCUGUCGAACUGUGUGUUCAUGACGAUGAGCAACCCACCAGCAUGGAGUAAAACUGUGGAAUAUGUUUUUACAGGAAUUUAUACCUUUGAGGCUACAGUCAAAGUGUUGUCAAGAGGUUUCUGUAUUGGUUCUUUUACAUUCCUUCGAGAUCCAUGGAACUGGCUGGAUUUCAUGGUGAUCAGCAUGGCCUACGUUACUGAGUUUGUUGACCUUGGCAAUGUGUCAGCUCUCAGGACAUUUCGUGUACUUCGAGCCCUGAAAACAAUUACCGUAAUUCCUGGCCUGAAGACCAUAGUGGGGGCUUUGAUCCAGUCUGUGAAGAAAAUGGUGGACGUCAUGAUCCUGACCGUUUUUGCCCUUGCAGUCUUUGCACUCGUUGGCCUCCAGCUUUUCAUGGGAAACCUGCGCCACAAAUGUGUGCGAUGGCCCAUUCUGAUGAACGAAGUUUUCAACACUACCAUAGCUGUAAAUGAGUCUAUGUACUCCAACAGCUCUUUUGAUUUUACGGAAUAUAUUGAAAAUCCAGAAAAUCAGUAUUUUACAGAAGGCAGCAAAGAUGCACUAAUUUGUGGCAACAGCUCUGAUGCUGGAAAGUGCCCAGAAGGAUACACUUGUAUGAAGGCUGGAAGGAACCCUAACUUUGGCUACACCAGUUAUGACUCUUUUGGAUGGGCCUUCCUUGCUCUCUUCAGGCUCAUGACACAGGACUUCUGGGAGAAUCUUUUCCAGCUGACUCUGCGAGCAGCUGGGAGGACAUACAUGCUGUUCUUCGUGGUGGUCAUCUUCCUGGGCUCCUUCUACCUCAUCAACCUCAUCCUGGCUGUGGUAGCUAUGGCUUAUUAUGAACAGAAUCAAGCAACUCAACUGGAGGCCAUCGAAAAAGAGGAAGAAUUCCAGCGGCUUUUAGAACAACUAAAAAAUCAAGAGCAGCAGGCACAAUUUCAUGGAAGCCAAGCCACCUUGACCAGUAAGAAGUCUGUGAGUCAACACACAUUAUCAGAGAUGGAAGAUAAUGGACAUGGUCUCAAACAGGGUGAGGCUGUGAAUGACUGCAAUGGAAGAGUUGUUCCUCGCUUGAUGAUUCGAGCACCCACUAUGGAGGAGUCUGCUAUAGAUUAUGAAGUCAAAGAGAAGUCACUGGGCUCGAUACACAGCACACUUCAUCUGGAAGAACCUGGCUUGAAAAAGAGAUCUGCUAGUGCUGCGACAGUGUUGUCUGCAGUUGCCAUGGAAGAGUUGGAGGAGGCUCAGAGGCCCUGUCCACCUUGCUGGUACAAAUUUGCAGACAUGUUUUUGAAGUGGGAUUGCUGCCCCACCUGGAUUGUUUUUAAAAAGUGGAUGCACUUUGUGGUCAUGGAUCCCUUUGUUGACCUCACUAUUACCAUAUGCAUUGUGCUCAACACCCUUUUUAUGGCAAUGGAGCACUACCCCAUGACCCCGGAGUUCGACAACAUGCUCUCAGUAGGAAAUCUGGUUUUCACUGGGAUCUUUGCAGCUGAAAUGUUUUUCAAGCUUAUCGCCAUGGAUCCCUAUUACUAUUUCCAAGUUGGAUGGAACAUUUUUGACAGCAUUAUUGUAACUCUCAGCCUGGUGGAGUUGGGUCUGGCAAAUGUCCAGGGUCUGUCAGUCCUAAGGUCAUUCCGUUUGCUUCGUGUCUUCAAACUGGCAAAGUCUUGGCCCACACUCAACAUGCUCAUUAAGAUUAUUGGUAACUCAGUGGGGGCUUUGGGGAACCUGACUUUGGUGCUGGCCAUCAUCGUCUUCAUUUUCGCUGUAGUGGGCAUGCAACUCUUUGGAAAGAACUACAAGGACUGUGUAUGCAAGAUCUCCUCAGACUGUGAGCUGCCACGGUGGCACAUGAAUGACUUCUUCCACUCCUUCCUCAUCGUUUUUCGCAUUCUGUGUGGCGAGUGGAUCGAGACGAUGUGGGACUGCAUGGAGGUGGCUGGACCUGCGAUGUGCUUAAUUGUCUUCAUGAUGGUCAUGGUCAUUGGAAAUCUAGUGGUAUUGAACCUCUUCUUGGCGUUGCUGCUCAGCUCAUUCAGCGGAGACAACCUGUCAGCAGGGGAUGACGAUGGAGAGAUGAACAAUCUGCAGAUUGCUAUUGGGAGAAUCACACAAGGCAUCGAUUGGUUAAAAGCAUUUCUCAUACAGCGAAUCCAGAAAAUACUUGGUAAAAAACCCAAAGAGCCGGAUAAGGACAUAAUGGACGAUGGAAAGCCUAAAACCGAGGAAAUCGAAAUGAACCAUUUGGACGCCGGUCUGACUCUUAAAGUGGCAGAUGGGAUUUCAGAUGUCCCUGUGCAAAGCCAACCCUCUGGAUUCACGGUGGAUGGAGAGCUCAAUCUGAAAGUCCCAAUCGCUGAAGCAGAAUCAGAUUAUGAUAAUCUGAGUGAUGAUGAUGAUGAUGAUGAUGAUGAUGAUGAUGAUGAUGAUGAUGAUGAUGAUGAAGUUGAUGGUGAGCAGGAUGAUGAUGAAGAAGAUAAACUUCCAGAGAGUGCACUGCGGAGAGAUGAACAAAACACGAAAAACUUUGAAGAUGAAAGUAGUAUCCCAGAGAAAGUAAAAUAUGAUGACGGGGAUUCUUCAGUCUGCAGCACAGCUGAUUAUCAUCCUCCGGAGCCUGAACCAGAAAAGAAGGAAGAAGAGGAACCGGAACCCGAAGAGCCAGAGGCCUGUUUUACUGAUGACUGUGUGACCAAAUGGCCAUGUUUGACGGUGGAUACCACCAGUGGCAAAGGCAAAAAAUGGUGGAAUCUUAGAAAAACUUGCUUCACCAUAGUGGAACACGACUGGUUUGAAACCUUCAUCAUUUUCAUGAUCCUCCUUAGCAGUGGGGCUCUGGCCUUUGAAGAUAUAUACAUAGAAAGGCGACGAACCAUCAAAAUAAUUCUUGAGUUUGCAGACAAGGUUUUCACCUACAUUUUUGUCAUUGAGAUGCUCCUGAAAUGGGUUGCAUAUGGCUACAAGACCUACUUCACCAACGCUUGGUGUUGGUUGGACUUUUUCAUUGUGGAUAUUUCCUUGAUUAGCUUAGUUGCAAAUUGGAUGGGCUAUUCUGAUCUUGGUCCGAUAAAGUCGUUGAGAACCCUCAGAGCACUGAGGCCUCUUCGAGCGCUAUCAAGAUUUGAAGGCAUGAGGGUGGUGGUGAAUGCUCUUGUUGGAGCGAUUCCCUCCAUCUUCAAUGUCCUGCUGGUGUGUCUGAUUUUCUGGCUCAUCUUCAGCAUCAUGGGAGUCAAUUUGUUUGCGGGGAAGUUCUACCGUUGCAUCAACACCACCACAGAGGAGCUAUUCCCUAUGACUGAGGUCAGCAAUCGAACCGAGUGCUUGGCCCUUGAAGAAGCCACACAGGAGGCUCGCUGGAUUAACGUCAAAAUCAACUAUGACAAUGUUGGGACAGGCUACCUCUCUCUGCUUCAAGUGGCAACUUUUAAAGGUUGGAUGGACAUAAUGUAUGCUGCUGUGGACUCAAGAGAGGUUGAGGAGCAACCAUCCUACGAAAUCAAUCUUUACAUGUACAUCUAUUUUGUGAUCUUCAUCAUCUUUGGUUCCUUCUUCACCCUAAACCUUUUCAUCGGUGUCAUUAUUGACAAUUUCAACCAACAAAAGAAAAAGUUUGGAGACCAAGACAUUUUUAUGACUGAUGAACAGAAAAAAUACUAUGAGGCCAUGAAGAAACUUGGUUCCAAGAAGCCACAAAAGCCAAUUCCACGACCAACGAACCCAGUCCAGGGCAUUGUGUUCGAUUUCAUCAGCCAGCAGUUUUUUGACAUCUUCAUUAUGGUUUUAAUCUGCCUCAAUAUGGUGACCAUGAUGGUGGAAACAGAUGACCAAAGCCCAGAAAAAGAAAAUUUUCUCUUUAAAUUAAACGUGGCCUUCAUUGUUGUCUUCACUGGAGAGUGUGUAUUGAAGCUCUUUGCAUUGCGGCAGUACUUCUUCACCAAUGGAUGGAAUGUUUUUGAUUUCAUUGUGGUCAUCUUGUCAAUAGCUGGUACAAUGCUCUCAGACAUAAUUGAGAAGUAUUUUGUAUCCCCAACUCUCUUCAGAGUGAUCAGACUAGCCAGGAUCGGCAGGAUUCUGCGCCUCAUUAAAGGAGCGAAGGGCAUUCGGACACUUCUCUUUGCCCUAAUGAUGUCCCUUCCUGCCCUGUUCAACAUUGGUCUCCUGCUUUUCCUGAUUAUGUUCAUCUUUUCCAUAUUUGGCAUGUCAAAUUUUGCCUAUGUCAAGAAAGAAGCUGGAAUUGAUGACAUUUUUAACUUUGAGACCUUUGGUGGUAGCAUUAUCUGCUUGUUUCAGAUUACAACAUCUGCUGGUUGGGAUGGGCUUCUACUUCCAAUGCUGAACAGGGAACCUCCAGACUGUGACCCUGAAUUUGAGAAUCCAGGCACAGAUGUAAAGGGUAACUGUGGAAACCCGGGGAUGGGUAUGAUGUUCUUCUGCAGCUACAUCAUCGUUUCGUUCUUAGUGGUGGUCAACAUGUACAUUGCCAUCAUCCUGGAGAACUUCAAUGUGGCUCAAGAAGAGAGCGGUGACCCACUUUGCGAGGAAGACUUUGAGAUGUUCAACGAAACUUGGGAGAAGUUUGACUUGGAUGGAACAAUGUUUAUUGAGUACAGUCGACUUUCAGAUUUUUGCGACACUUUGCAGGAGCCUCUCAGGGUCGCCAAACCCAAUCGGCUCCGUCUGAUUGGAAUGGAUCUGCCCCUAGUUAUUGGGGAUAGGAUCCACUGCUUGGAUGUUUUAAUGGCUGUUACACAGAUGGUACUGGGAGACACAGUGGAGAUGGCAGCAAUGCGGGAUAGCAUUGAGGCUAAGUUCAUUCUUAGCAACCCCACAAAAGACUCCUUUGCACCAAUUACCACAACGGUACGCCACAAGGAAGAGCAACAAGCUGCUGUGGUCCUUCAACGAGCUUAUCGUAAUCAUCUUCUGAAGCGCUGCAUACGCCAUGCUGCUUUCAUGCACCGAUUGAAGAGGAUUGGGAGAAAUUACAACGAUGAUGAUCCACCUGAAAAAGAGGGGCUCCUUGCGCGAAGACUGGGAGUUCUCUAUGUUAGUAAUAUAGACCUUACUGAUGAAAUGGAGCUUGAGGUUUUAGAAUCUCUGACAAGCCAAGAACCUUUUAAUACAGACUCAGAAAGGGCCCACUGUCAUCAGGAGCCUCCUGUGCAGAAUAUGAUUGUGGUUCCUGCUGAAAUAACCAGUCAGGAGUUAUUGCAUUCUGCCCCUUAUCAACAUCCCUUCACCUUACAAGCAAAUCUGAGAGAGCCACUUGUAUGACAAACUGAUGAAGUAGGUGUUUCCCCCUAUUUUAUAUCAAUGAACAAAGCAACAAUAUUGACACAAAUGUUCACAAAUUUCCCACUUUAUGAAUACUUAGGACACCUUAGACCUUUCUGCUACCUACCACUUAAACGCUGGUUCUGGUUUAUUGAAGACCUGUCAUAUUCAGGUUAAAAACACAACUGAAGUUUCUUGUGACAAUAAUCAGUGAAGGAAAAAAUAAAGUCAUUCAAAAUUAAGUUCCGAACAUCUAAAGGAAAUCAACAAUUUUAGUAAAUGUAUCUUUACCUUUAGACUUCAAAUAUUUUCAGAGUUAUCUCUGUAGAGUGAUACUAGUCUGGACCAUAAGUCUCACAUUUAAUUAUAUUAAAUAAUUUUAAAUCUUAAAAAGCUGUGGUUUAAAUGACCAGGAUUGUGCCCCACGGUGUGGUCUCAAUACCAAGUUUAAGGUAUUGAAGUUAUUUUCCAUAUCAAAUUUAACUCUAAGAUUGUUCAAAUCAUGUUUUCAUAGAAAGUUUAAAACUGCAGUCAUGAAUGGAUGAAAUGAUUCAAUCAUUAUUAAGGCUGUUUUGCUUUUCUUUAAGCCCCUAUUUAGCUAUCUUCUUUGCAAUACUUGCAUACCCAGAAAUAGUUAAGUCCCCUAAAUCUUAAUGUUUAUUCCCACCACUGUCUGAAACAUCAGACUUUCUAAGUUUGACAUUCAGCAACAUUUAACAUUCAGCAACUCUUAAGGUUCAUACUCUUGCCUUAAAAUAACACAAGACAACUUCAGUGUGAGAACUGCAAAUGUCCAAUAGUUGACAGAUCCAUAAUUUUCCUGCCUAGAAUAAAGGGGAUCAUUGCAUUGUUUCAGAUUGGAAGUUUUAAUUUUACAAGAUUCUGGUCAUCAGAAUCUACAAGAAAAAUCUCAAAUUCUUUUGUAUAUUUUUAAAUUAAUAUAUAAGGGAAAAGUAAGGUAUGCACUAUUUAAAUUCUUUACAUGUCGAACUUAUUACAGUUAUCUUAAACUAAAAAGAAAAAUGUUUUUUUAAAUUCUUCAGACAUAUGCAUCUGUCUUAUAAAAUGCUGUAUUGCGAUUGAUCUGUACUUAUCUAAAAAGCAAUUGAACUUAUGGCAGGAUAAAGGUUUAGACACUGUAAUUUUGAUGUUAGCUAUGUCUAUACAGUGUUUAAACUACUAUUCAUUUAAACCCAUUCAGUGUUUAUGAGCAAUGCUUUUAUGAAGAUACUUUAGUAUCUGUUGUACAUUUGUAAAUACCCUCAGCUGCAGACUUUGUCUAUAAAACUUGAUCAUUUUAGAGUUAUGAAACCUUUUAUGCAAAACAUGCAGUCGAUGGCUUAGUCAAAUUUUGACUCUAAAAUUAAAAGAAUACAUCGGUUAAAAAUUACAGCCACAGAGAAAUAUAUGUAAAUAUUAGAAACACUAAAAUUAAGAUCUGAGCAAAGGUCUUCAGCUUCCCUUUAUUGUUUUGUUUUUUUUCUUCAAAUGAAAAGGAGAAACUUUCAUAUAAUUUUUCUAAAAGUGGUCUUGAUAAAUGGUUUUCCUGACCUUUUGCCAUGCUAAGUCCAAAUCUAAAAAUUUUAUGUAUUUGUCUGUGUCUUUAAAGGAUCUGUCCUCAUGUCUGUCCUAAUGUGAAAAGGUCACUUGUGUAAGUCUUAACUGAGUUUCAAAUGUCUUACCGCAAACAUUUGUCUCUGUGCAGAAAUGUUAGGCACUGUGAGUAAAGUACUGCUGUAAAUAAUUUUUAUUCAACACAUAAAAUACAAAAAAAUUCCAUUGUAACAAAAAAAAAAAAAACAA